Messenger RNA from Triticum dicoccoides, 1587 nucleotides. RefSeq names its product WAT1-related protein At1g44800-like. Gene Ontology annotation, cellular component: membrane. The record is from RefSeq and is a predicted model, not a curated record. NCBI's taxonomy places the organism in Eukaryota, Viridiplantae, Streptophyta, Magnoliopsida, Poales, Poaceae. Gene Ontology annotation, molecular function: transmembrane transporter activity. The coding region runs from base 1 to 1587 and encodes 528 amino acids. The transcript has 6 exons.
AUGGGUAUGGGAUGGAGAGUUCUGAACGAUGUGAAGCCAUACCUAGCGAUGGUGCUGCUGCAGGUGGGGUUCGCCGGGAUGAACAUCGUUGCCGUGUCGUCCCUCAAGGCCGGGAUGAGCCACUUCGUCCUCGUCGUCUACCGUAACAUCGUCGCCACCGCCUUCAUGGCGCCCUUCGCCCUCUAUUUCGAGAGGGAACGGAGGCCAAAGAUGACAACCACCAUCUUCAUAAAGAUUAUGUGGCUCGCAUUUCUCGAGCCGGUGCUCGACCAGAACCUGUAUUUCAUGGGCGCGAAGCUGACCUCGGCGGGGUUCGCGACGGCGCUCCUCAACACCCUCCCAGCCGUCACCUUCGUGCUGGCCCUCAUCCUGCGCAUGGAGAAGGUGCGGCUGCGGAGCCUGCACAGCCAGGCCAAGAUCGCUGGCACAGUCCUCGCGGUGGCCGGCGCCGUGCUGAUGGUUCUGUACCACGGCCCUGUCGUGCGGUUCCCGUGGACUAGUGGCCAUCACCACGCCACCAUCGGUGGCCAGGUUGCCGCCGCGCGGGACUGGCUGAUCGGGACCGUAAUGCUCAUCGCCUCCUGCAUGAUCUGGCCGGGCUUCUUCAUCCUCCAGGCCAACACGCUCGGGAGCUACCCGGCGGAGCUGUCUCUCACGGCGCUCAUCUGCAGCAUGGGCUCGCUGAUGAGCGGCGCCGUCGCCCUCGUUGCUGAGCGCGCCGACACCCAGGUCUGGGUUGUCGGCUUCGAUAGCCGCCUCUUGACCGUCGUCUACGCCGGCAUAGUGUGCUCCGGCGUGGCGUACUACUUGCAGGGCGUCGUGUCAAGGCAAAGGGGCCCGGUGUUCGUGACGGCCUUCAGCCCGCUCAGCAUGAUCAUAACCGCCGUCAUGGGCUCCAUCAUUCUCAAAGAGGAGAUCACUCUCGGAAGUGUGAUUGGUGCAGUGAUCAUCGUGACAGGCCUCUACUUUAUCAUCUGGGGCAAGAGCAAGGACGACAUCAGCCCCAGUCAAGUCUCCGACGUCAGCGUCAAGGGAGCCGGUGAACUGCCCUUAACCUCGGUGACCAACGGCCACGGCAAGCAGUACGAGCUCGGCAACGGCAACGGCAACGGCGGCCAUGUCGACGUCGAGACGCCCACGACCAAUGGGCACUACUUGCCAAGGGAUCGUGCUAUAGUACGUCCUUUAGUUGUCCAUCUAGCUUUUCCCCUUGUACUGCAUAGUCCAUCGAUCGAUCAUGCAUGGAGACGAUUUUUCUCUCUCUACUUUCUUCUUGCCAGCUUCUCCGUAGCUACGAUCUUAUCAUGUGACUAUGUGAGAGUUAUGUCUUCCUCCUCCUCCCCCCUCGCCAUGGCCACGCCCUCUAUCGCCUCCCUCGGCCACACCAUCACGGAGAAGCUUACCCGUGAAAACUUCUUGGUGUGGAAGGCGCAAGUUCUUCCACACGUCAGGGCUGCGGCGAUGAUGGGUUACCUCGACGGCUCGACCAAGGAACCUGUCUCCAACCACACCACGGCUACGGGCAUCUGGCAAGCCCUUGUUGAGAGCUUCUCUGCGCAAUCCAGGGCGCGCCAGAUCCAGCUCUGA